AUGUCAUCAUCGCAAGAAGAAUACUCAUCAGACGAGGAAAGUAUUUACGAUUCCAAUGAAAACCAAAAAUCAAGAGUGCUUUUAGGAUUCGUGGACGGACCUGUGUCACCAGACGAUGAGCCAACAAUUGAAGAUACGUUUAUUGGUGGACAACCCGUGUGGCUUCGUCCCGAGUCCAAACCACAAGAAAGCUAUUUGACAUGCAAUCAUUGUGAUAAGAAAAUGGCAUUACUUUUACAAGCGUUCUCACCGCUUGAUGGCGCUUUGUACGAUCGGGUAUUGUACUUAUUUGGUUGUAAAAAUGGACAUUGUUCGAAACAAAAGGGCAGUGUCAAGGCUAUCAGAGGUAUCAAUAAGAAUGAGGACGUAGUUCAAAGGAUAAAGGAAGAGCUAGAUGGUGUUAAGAUGAAGGAAAUGGAAGACAAGAUGAAACUGGAACAACUGAAGAAAUUGAAUGAUGAGUUAACCAAGAAUUUAUUCGCCAAGGACAAGUCUGGUGAUAACCCAUUUGGAGGAUCAAAUCCUUUCGCAAAAAGCGAUAAUCCAUUCAACAGCAAUCAGUCUCAUCCAUUUGCCAAAACUGAAGCAAAAACUACCGAAACUCCGUCCUCCAUUGCUAAACCUCAACUGUAUGCUGACGUGGCAAAAACAGCACCAAAACUGCCCCAAAAGGUAGAGAAAAAAUUACAAGGUGACUUACCUCAAUACAAUGGCAGUUUUGUUUACGUUGACGUGGAGAAAUUCCGCAAGGACAAAGACGAGGAAGCUCAAUUGGCCAAGUACAAGCAUUUGAUUGAAGAGAACGAUGCUCCAGAAGAAGGUUCAUCAGUAAGCAAAAGACGUGGAUCAUCAUCAUCAGCGGUAUUGGACCCGCAAACAACCAAAAUUUCUAAUAUGUUAGAUGACAAGUAUUUUGAACACUUUUCAUCGACAGUUAAACACAAUCCAGGUCAAGUUUUGCGAUAUGAUCUAAAUGGUAAACCAUUACUUUACAAUGGCAAAGACGAAGUUGCCAAAAUCUUUUUAAAUGAAAAUGCUCAACCAAACAUUCCACGUCCAGUUUACAACCCCAGUAGUGAACGUCGAUUCGAAUUACAAUUGAUGCCAAAGGCAAUCAUGGAUCUAGAAGGAUUGAAUGGAGAUAAUGUUGAUAUCAAGGAUAUAUUGAAUGGAAUGUCCUGGGGUACGAUUAUCGUAUGCACUGACGUUGAAGAUUACAUUCCAGAAGAGAAUUUUGAUGAUCACAAGGUUGGAUAUAUACAAGAGUGGUGUGGCGUACAAUGGGAAGAAAGUGUAUAA
Messenger RNA from Lodderomyces parapsilosis, 1299 nucleotides. RefSeq lists its product as uncharacterized. The record is from RefSeq and is a predicted model, not a curated record. Gene Ontology annotation, cellular component: cytoplasm. NCBI's taxonomy places the organism in Eukaryota, Fungi, Ascomycota, Pichiomycetes, Serinales, Debaryomycetaceae. The transcript has a single exon. Gene Ontology annotation, biological process: maturation of SSU-rRNA. The coding region runs from base 1 to 1299 and encodes 432 amino acids.